GCCACCGCCCAGCCUGCGCCCGCCGUCCCUCUCUUGCUUGGGCACCUGUUGGAGGCACAGAGACAGCCAGGGGUCCUGCAUGAGGGGCCGCAGGAGCGACCGCAUGACCAUCAACAUCCAGGAGCACAUGGCCAUCAACGUGUGCCCUGGGCCCAUCCGGCCCAUCCGCCAGAUCUCCGACUACUUCCCCCGCCGGGGACCAGGACCUGAAGGGGGCGGAGGGGGCUUCGGGGAGGCUCCUGCUGGUCUGGCGCCACUAGCCCUGGCUCCCCCUGCAGCCCUCCUAGGGGCCACCACACCUGAGGAGGGCGCUGAGGUGGACAGCUAUGACUCGGAUGAUACUACCGCCCUGGGCACACUGGAGUUUGAUCUUCUCUACGACCAGGCCUCCUGCACACUGCACUGUAGUAUCCUCAGGGCCAAGGGCCUCAAGCCCAUGGAUUUCAAUGGCCUGGCCGACCCUUAUGUCAAGCUGCACUUGCUGCCUGGAGCCUGCAAGGCCAAUAAGCUGAAAACUAAGACUCAGAGGAACACGCUGAAUCCCGUGUGGAACGAGGACCUGACAUACAGCGGAAUUACAGAUGACGACAUCACUCACAAGGUGCUCAGGAUCUCUGUCUGUGACGAGGACAAGCUAAGCCACAAUGAGUUUAUUGGGGAGAUCCGCGUACCCCUCCGCCGCCUCAAGCCUUCACAGAAGAAGCAUUUUAACAUCUGCCUGGAGCGCCAGGUCCCGCUGGCUUCACCCUCUUCCAUGUCGGCGGCACUGAGGGGCAUCUCCUGUUACCUGAAGGAGCUCGAACAGGUGGAGCAGGGGCCCGGGCUGCUGGAAGAGCGCGGGCGCAUCCUGCUGAGCCUCAGCUACAGCUCGCAGCGCAGGGGGCUGCUGGUGGGCAUCGUGCGCUGUGCUCACCUGGCUGCCAUGGAUGUCAACGGCUACUCCGACCCCUACGUCAAGACGUACUUGAGGCCAGAUGUGGAUAAAAAGUCCAAGCAUAAAACAUGUGUGAAGAAGAAGACUCUGAACCCAGAAUUUAAUGAGGAGUUUUUCUAUGAGAUGGAGCUCUCCGCCCUAGCCACGAAGACCCUGGAAGUCACAGUCUGGGACUAUGACAUAGGCAAAUCCAAUGACUUCAUCGGCGGCGUCUCUCUGGGGCCCGGCGCCCAGGGCGAGGCCCGGAAGCACUGGAGCGAGUGUCUGCAGCAGCUGGACACAGCCCUGGAGCGCUGGCACACCUUGACCAACGAGCUGCCCGCUGCGGCUGGGGCAUUCCCCUCAGCCUGAGCAGUGGACAGCUGCCCGGCACAGGCCCUGACCCGCAGGGCCGGGUCCAGUACCCAACCUUCGCACGAGUGUGUUGCACGUUUACACGGGGUCGAUGCCCCACCCUGCACUACCUGUCUUAUUUCGUGAGAGUCUCUGUGACCGUGGGUCUGUCUUCUUGUGAGGGACGUGGAGAUCUAUAUUCACAUAUGCAAACCUACUCCUGCCUGACUUGCUACUACACGUGAAAUAUGCAACAAACCACCUGCCCUGUGCACCCUGCAGGGGUCCUGCCAGCGCCCCACCCCAGGCCCCGCCGCUGCUGCUCUCUCCUGCCUCUCCAGGCUGCCCGUCUCCCCUCCCCCACAG
Messenger RNA from Condylura cristata (star-nosed mole), 1633 nucleotides. It is a transcript of the gene DOC2A, whose product is annotated as double C2-like domains, alpha. Gene Ontology annotation, cellular component: membrane. Bases 80 to 1285 code for a protein of 401 amino acids. Lineage: Eukaryota; Metazoa; Chordata; Mammalia; Eulipotyphla; Talpidae. The transcript has 11 exons. The record is from RefSeq and is a predicted model, not a curated record.